Molecule: messenger RNA, 10051 nt
Organism: Aquila chrysaetos chrysaetos
Lineage: Eukaryota; Metazoa; Chordata; Aves; Accipitriformes; Accipitridae
Product: KIAA1328 ortholog
Exons: 11
Coding region: 176-1942 (588 amino acids)
Source: RefSeq, a predicted model, not a curated record
CCGGCGGGCCGGGCGGAGGCGUUUACUGGAGUCGGGAUAAGGUAUGUGACAGUGGAUUAAUGUAAAAUGGUUGAUGCUGGUACUGUCCCCAGUCUUUCACUCAAGACAAGGACAUUGGACCUGUUUAUGAAUCACCUCCUGAGUCACUGCAAUUUUCAGUCUGGCUGAUUAAGGAAUGUCUACAAAAGGAAAUUUAAGAACAAGGUGUUUGCCGAAAUAUCAAAAAAGUAAAACUGAGCUAAAGGUGCCUGUAGCUAUUGCUUCUGUUUCCAUGGAUCCUGUUAGAAGCACAGAAGAUCUGACAGGGCAGCAGGUCACUAAUGAAGGAGGAAUGAAGAGUGCUUCUUUAAAGGAUUUGUGUCCUGAGGACAAGAGACGCAUUGCAAACUUAAUUAAAGAACUUGCCAGAGUAAGUGAAGAAAAGGAGGUGACAGAAGAACGGCUGAAAGCUGAACAGGAGUCAUUUGAGAAGAAGAUCAGACAGCUAGAGGAACAGAAUGAACUUAUCAUCAAGGAAAGGGAAGCUCUGCAGCAGCAGUACAGAGAAUGCCAGGAACUUUUGAGCCUUUAUCAGAAGUACCUAGCUGAGCAGCAGGAAAAACUAUCGCUCUCCCUUUCUGAACUCAGUGCUACCAAAGAAAAGGAGCAGAAGGUAUCCAGUAAGAAGAGCUCAUGCCAGCCAUCAUCUUUGGAGCUAGAUGGUUCCUACUUGGGUAUUGGGGGAUCUCAAACUUUUUAUAAGAACAGUAGAGCAUCAAAGGCUGGAAGCCCUGCCCGUGUUGCAUUGUCUCAGCCGUGCAGGAAUAAUCACGAUCAUGGGACUGAAAUCCAUUACAACCAUCAGGAGUGUCUGAAGGAAUACCUGGUAGAAAAUGGAUUGCACAGAAAGUGUAACAAUAUGAUUUCCCCAGCCAAGCAGAGGACCCUUCAUCAUGUAAAACCAGCUCAGGAGAUGGACCAGAAAGCAAAUGAAUUUCAGAGCACAUGCCCUCAACAAGUGAGUCAUGGUUGUGCCUGCAGGCAUGUAGGGAGCUCAGGGAGCAUGCAAGAGAGCCACCAUGUCAACCAGGUACUUAAAAGACACUCUGGGCCAGUUCACAAACCCUGUGAUUAUUCUACGUGCUCUCGAGUUUCUGGGCUGAAUGAUAGUGUGGACUCAGGGCCUACAGAAACAGAGCAGGCUAAAAGGUUGUAUGAAGAAAGAAGGCAGAAGCUGCUUCUGCAGAGAAUGGAGCUGGAAAUUGAAAAGGAACGACUCCAGAAUUUAUUGGCUAAGCAAGAAGCAAAACUGCUCCUAAAACAACAGCAACUACAGCAAUCCUGUAUGGAUUAUAACAGGUUUAGGGGCCAUGUACCUGAUUCAGAAGAUGUGCCCAUUGAUGAAGCACCUGGAGAACUUGCUCUGAUGAUGAACGGCAACAAUGUGGGGCUAAGUGUACCGGUGUUGAAACAUGAAGAUUAUUUUCCGAGGACACCUCCAGUGAGCAAAACCUCCAGAACACCAGGGAGAAGUGAUGGGAGCAGUUCAGGGAAGAAAAUGGUUGGUUUUGGUGCAAACGUGGAAGAUAGGCGAACCCUUCUGAUGCAAACCAAGAGGGAAGGUACCAAGUCAAGGAAAGGGGCGACUUCAGGACCUAGGAAAGAUGCAGGCACGUCUCUUGUGCUGGUAGGCAGCAGCAAAGAGCUUGCAACCACAGCCACAUCACCACUCCAGCAUGACUCUACACGGUACGAAGCCUGUCUUCUUGAUCUGGUUGAAGCUAUGAGUCCAAUAUCUGCCUCAGGACACCUCUGCAGAGAAUCUUGUGACAGGAACAAAAUGCACAUGCCUCGUCAUGUGAGCCACAGGGCGUCAUCUUGGUACCAGACCCCUUGCAGCUCCAGAAGCAGAGCAGAUGAGCUGGAGGAGAGCCGGCUCCUCGAAGAGAUUUUCUUCAUUUGACAUGCCUCACUGGUCUACAGCCCUUCUGUAGAAUUUUUAGGACCUUUUUGUUGCUGAUUUGUUUGUGUUAAAGUACCAUUUUUAAAUUAUUUGAGUGACAACUGCUUGUCUUCCCUCUUCUAAAACAUAGCCAAUUAGCAUCCAGUUUCAUUCUGGAUUUAGUAAUCAUGGUGCAAGAACGUUGUUGGGGUAGACCAAUCAGAAAGCAUUAACUUUAUUUUCUAAACUUUUCAUGUGCCAAGUAAUCAUUCUAAAAUAGAAAUUUUUUUUUGAUCUACAACAUUUUCUAAUAGAUUGAAGUCACAGUUUUGCCAGCCUCAUAUCGGAAGUAUAUUUCAUUAUCGAUUUUUAGCUCUAAAGCAGUUUGCAAGAACUACCUAACAUUCAAGAACCACCACGUUCAAAGUAGAUUAUUUUCUAAUUAAACAAGUCUGUUUAAAACCUGGCGUAUUAUAAAGGUACAAGCACUUUAGUACUUUUAUCAGUGAUUUUAUGUUCUACUUUUUCCUUCAACAUUCUGAUAUUUAACAUGCUGGGUUUUUAGGGGCUAUAUCCUAAGGUCAACUAUACAGUGUCUAAUAACAUUAACAGACGAUGUUGCAGGUUGAUGUACUAGGCAUCCGUUUGAAAUAUAUGCCUUUCUAAAUCAGUGCUAUUUGACAGGUUAUGUGCUGGGUAACCUAACCCUGAAAUAGCAGAACACAGACAUUGUAGUGGUCCAAAAUCUAUUUGAUGUACUUUUCAAGAUGAAAUAUAUAGUAGUGGUAGUAUAAGAACAGUCUUAAGACAUUUUUGCUAACUUGCACUAUUUUGGUCCUGUAUCCAGGCUCCAUUGUAAAUAAGACAAAUCAGUAAUUAUUUCCACUACAGGCUCACAAUGCACAUUUCCCUGCCGGCUUUAAUUAUUCAUGCUGUAUCUAUUUCAGUUUAUUUAAAUGCACUUCCAUCUACUGCAUGUACUUGGUUAUUUAAAGAAAUGUGCCGAAUUGGUAAAAAUGACUGCAGAUUACAGGAUUAAUGGUCAUUUUCUCCACAAUGCAGUGUUCAUAUUUUGUUGUAACAGUAGCCACCGGCAUGUGUUCCUAGAAAUAUGAGGCUAAAAUACUCGUUUUCUACAGUAGAAUUGCAGUGAGGGAAAGGUAGAAUUGAGCCAGUACAGGCAAGUUCUAGGCCGUUUGCUCCCAAACACCACUUCGUGGGCUACUACAGCUUUUCUGACAGUCUCUUUAGGCAGCUCUGCUUAUCUUAAUGGCAGCGAGUUGCUGUACUGAUCCUUGGGGUAUCACUGCUGCCUGCCUCCCACAUGCUCGCUCCUGUGCAAGGUUUGGUGCUCUGCAAGGAGCUAGCAAGGCUUGGCAAUAAGGCCUGUGGUGCAUCUCUGAUGAGAGCAUCGGUGAAGGAUGUCUGGCACUCGCCCCUGGCAGUGACAGCACCGUGCUCCUAUAGCAAAGAAAUGAAAGGAGAAUGAAGGGGAUGAUGAACCUCGGGUUACUCCGAGCUGCUUCAUUCAGGCCCAGUCUUAAUCACAAAUUAGAUGAUAUCCUUUUUGUGUAUACCAGCUGAAUUUUAAAAGCUGCUUGGGGGAUUCUGAAGGAGGGAAGCAGCGUUACUGGACAAGAAAAUGACUGCUGUGGAAAGGCCCUGCUUGGUCUGUCCUGCUGUCAGUGAAGUAUCACAGUUCUUUUGAAUAUGUCCAUCUGCUGUUGAAUGUCCCUCUUGUGCUACUCCCUGAGCCUGCCAAGGCACAGGUUUGUGCUUAAAGACCCAAAAAUAUAUUCAGUGCCCUGACCCAAGUAUAGCAGGUGGGGAAACUGGUUUUCUUGUUCUGCUGGCCGAGUAGUCUGCUUCUUUGAGAGGGCAAGGAAAAGGAGGGGAAAGAAGAGAAAAAUGUACAAGGAGCAGCAGGAAAACUGUGGAAAAACUUGAAGAAAUUACUAUCACAUAGAUCUUGGGUUUUGGGGUUGGUUUAUGGUGUUUUUUAUUUUUGUUGGUUUCUUUUUUGAAGGUUUGGCAUUUAUAAAGAAACAGUUCUCUGAUUUCAGUCCAAUUACUUCUCUUCUCUUUUCCAGUUUGAGUGAAACUUUAAUUGCCUUUUCUAAUAAGUGCUAACUGACCUUUUGAAACAGCAAAAAAUACAUGUAUAUCUCUUGAAAGGUGCCUUUGUGUACCCAGUUGAGAACACUGCGUGGGAGCAUUCUGUUCUUUGGUUCUUUGUGGGUGCCAAUAUUUAACUGCUUUAGGAUUCCUUAUGAUCCAUUUUGCCCAUUAACAAUUCUAAUUCUGAUGGUGACUUUUAACUUGAAUCUAUAUUUUGGUAGUAGCUCUUUUUAAAAGGACGUUGUCAGGGUUGUGGGCUCUACACUCAAGGUGCUGUCCAUCAGUCAGAGCUAGAUGGGAGGCAUACCUUUAUGAAGCAAAGAUUUCUAGAAUUAAGAUGGUUGAAAUGUCUGAUGGGUGAAGACCUGCAUGUUUUAACUGUCUGUGAGAUGUGGACAAAGAAACAAAAGCUAUUAAUUUGGUAGACCCUGUGAAAAAUCAUUUUUUAUAAUGCUGGCUCUUGCUCUAGUUAUUAGCAGUACAUUAGGAAUAGUGUUUAGCAGUCAGCGCAAGCAAAGAUAUUUUGCCAUGAGGCACUACAAAGUUGAAGUUAUUAAAACAUUUAUAGCCUUGGAAAAAAAAAAAUCAAUGAUUGUCAAAUAGGAAAGGACAAAAUCAGUAGUUGGGACUGGGAGGGGAAUUGUUUUCCAUCUGCUAAAACAGUAGAGGAAAUGCAAAAAUUAAACUAGCAAAAGCAAUCACUUGACAGUGUCCUUUUAAGUUUAAACUCCUAUAUUAGGAAGCUGCCACUGGAGAGUUAAUCCAGCCAUAGUUUGUUUGUCCAGAGUGUUCCCAGUUAAUAUGCUUCAGCUACACAUCAGGCUGUGUUUUACAUAAGGCUUUGUGGAGUAACAUGACUUCUGCUAAGGCUCCCACCCAUGCCUUUACUUUGUGUUCUUCCUGAAUGGCUCACACACACACACUUGCCAUGUGUAGCCAUUGCUUUUGUGCACCUUGCACGCUGUGGACCUAUAGCAAUCCAAUCACGCCCUUUCCACUUCUAGCCUCUCCAGUCUUGCUGUUGAAUCCCAUCUUGAGCAUAUGUUUAUAUAUGUAUGUGAAGUCUUAAUCUAAUAAAUUAUCUGGGGGUUUCAUUUCUUCUUCUAGACUUUUAUUUGAUUUGUCUUCUGGUUUGUUUUGUCCAGCUCAGAUGUCAAUUCUGCCAUUGACAAUAUGUUCCACUUUCUACAUCAUCAUCUCAUAUAUAUUGUGAAUCUCCAGUUUGCUAAGACAGAUGAACGUGUUUUAAGCCUUCUCUUCCUCUCCAGGACAUGGAUUUUGCUGUGAGAAGGAACAAGACCUCUUCUGGAGCCUGAAGUGGGGGAGAGGUCUCAGAAUACAAAAGAGGAGAGAAAGCAAGAGCUAGCACCAUGCUUUGGGACAAAAAGGUGGAAUUAAAGACUGAGGAAGAAAGAGUGGAGGUAAAGGCAAGAAAGGACAAGGAUGCAAGGCAGAGAACUGUACCAAAGGAUGACAGAAAGUAUAGGUUGAGUGGAGAUGAGCCAGACAGUAGAGACAAGUUUUUAUGGUAAGUUGAUGAAGGAGAAUUUUGUGCUUAUAUCCUGGAGUGAGAAAUGUCUUCAAGCACCGGUUCCCAUAAGAGGUUUGUGUCUCCCCACUCCUUUUCCAGAUCAUGUUCCUGCAUUUGGGGAGCUACUGUCCAAAGGAUACCUGGCAAAUGAGGGAAAGAAGGAAAUGACCUAACUUCAGCUGCUUCCCUUUACAGUAGCUGGACAGGGAGGCCAGAGCACAAGGAGGGUAAUAGGGUGGAACCCAGGUAUAACUCUGGCAUGGACUGAAUUUAAUUGCUAGCAAGGGAUGGUGGUGUGGACUUAGAUGACAGAAGAAUGUGAGACUGGAUAUAGAAAGAAUAUGAAUAAGGGAGAAACAAGCAAAACAAAAUUUGCAGUGAUCCAAUGAGCUGUGGAGGUUUGGUGUUAAGAAAGGAGUGGAAAGGGCUUAGCUGUGCUUGAGAGACAUUGAGCCUGAGAUAUCUAAAAGAUAUCCCUUGAAAGCGCACAUGAGCCCUGGGGUUAAACUCUAAAAGUUGCAGCAGAGAUUUUCUGAAAUACGACCUCCAGGCGGUGUUUGAAUUUGUACCAUCUGAGGGGGAGAGAGCACAGCCUCAUUAGUUAGAAACCUCCUUUUUCACUGUUACUAAAUUUAUGAAAUUGUGUGCUAAUUAGUGUAUGAUUUAUAAAUUUACAUAACUGCAUGCUACAUAAGACAACACAGAAUAUUGAAUGAGGUGAUUUAAACCAGCAGAAGCAGAGAAGUCUGCUCUGACUGGGUGGCUCUCCUCUGAAAAAUGCCCCUCCCGAUCCAUAGCUGCUCCCUGCAUCUCUUGAAGGCUUAUCUGCUCACAACAACAAUAAACCUUUUAUAGUAUUGUGGCUCCAUGUAGCUGUGAGAGAACAGGCUACCUUGAGCAUCUUUGGCAUGGUUGUAGCAAAGCUUUCACCGUGAUGCUUGGGCAGAGUGUUUGGAAGCAGAAGUCAGCUAAAAACGAUCAAGAAACCCAACUUGGCCUGGUCAGUGUUGGUGCUUGACAACUCCCACAGUUGUUUACAGGGGAUGCUACUGCAUCCCAACAAGAUCCCUGCAAAAGGAUGGGGCUGUGGUGGAACUGGAUUUGAUUCCCUGCUCUGCAGCAUGCUUUGGGUUCUGCUGGUGAAGUGUGUUUACUACCACAUCUCUGAGGGGCUGUGACUUACAUUAGUGCCCACAGCAGAAGGCACUGGACAUAUCCACCAACAAUUUGUCUGUGAUCUGUAAGCUGUUAGAGCAGAAGCAUAUUGGCCAGUCAUUCCCAUCUAACAGGAUCCGAAGCUCUCGGACUUCAUAUAAUUUGAGGCUUGAAGGGGUCAUUUCAGGCACUGGGGAACUAAACUGGAGAAACUCAGUUGUCACCGACAGGUGAGGCCCUGACAUACGUGAGGUGAGAGAUGCCCAGACAGUCCCAGCAGACAAACCAAUCCACAAGCUACAGCAAGAGCCAUAAAUUUCUAGUUUCCUUAAUUCAGGAGUCAUUCUGAGUAUGUGGAAAAAACCACUUUAUUCACUCAUAGCAUUCAAUAACCAGUCUUAGGGUGUAAGUUCAUUCCUUCUGGUCUCCUGUCUGCAGACAGGAGGAAAGUGAAAAAUUGGAAAAAGUUAUUUUUCCUAGUUGCUUACUGGCAACUGCCUUAAAAUCUGGAAGUGUGGGUUUGAUUAAAGCCAUUGUCCAAACACAGUGUCGAUGUUGUGAGCAUUAAGGACAAUGUGAGAACUCCUCCCCUCUGCUAAACCUUGUAAGGAUGGAAAGGACAAGAUGAAUUCACAGACACAAUAGCUGUUUCUUUCUCAGGCUAGAGCUGACUGCGAGGACAUUGCAUUGAGAUUUUGAAAGCACCUUGUCAGAAUCUUCCAGUAUUUAAUUAUCCUUGCUGCUAUGAAACUGCCUUAUUUUGAGUUUGAGUUUGUCUAAUUUCCAGCUGCUGGACUUAGCUGUGCCUUCAGAAGCAGGAUUGCAAGGUUCCCCUGUUGUCAGACAGUAAGUACCCCAUACACAGUGAUAAACUCCUGGUUCAGCCUUCUCUUUGGCAAGAUGGGGUCCUUUAUGCCUUGUGUCCUGAUGUCUGUUUUCCAGCCCCUGGAUGAUCUGUGGGGCCUGUUUCUGAACUUUCUCCAGCACUUAAGCAUCUUGAAGGGUUUACACUAGAGCAGAAUGCCCAAUUCCAAGUGCUGGUGCUGUCAGUGUUGACAGCGUGGCCUCAUUCUACACAAUAUUUCCCUUUUGACACUUUCAGGAGGCUUGUUUGGAGUUGUUGGGCUGGGUACUUGGUCUCGUUGCACUUCACAUCAUGGCUCUGUUUCUUGGAAGCAGAAAGUCUGUGAGUGAAACCGGGAGACCCUGCUAGAAUUUAGAAGAGUUGAGGAGGAAGAAAUAAUGUGAAUUAGAAAUACCAAGCAGGGAAAAAAAAGAUUGCAGAAUUCAAUUUGGGAUAGAGCAUGAACCUCGGGGUGCAGUAUCUGUGAACUCAGCCACCUUGAAAACAAUCUGAAAGACACAUGCUUGAUGGGAUGGGGGAGACCCAGACAGCAGAAAUCCUCAAAAGGGGAAGAGUGAACAAAGCACGAGGCGAUGAUAUCUGAUAGCAACAGAAACAGACGAGAAGACUUUUGAGCUGCAGGUGAGGAGGCGAUGACAUCUCCAAAUUGCAGUGGAAAUGGCUCCUUGUCAGUAGGUCUGGUGCCCCUCUAUUUGCACUAGUGCCUUCAGCACAGGGAUCUCAUUACCAGAGAGUUUACUGGCAGAUUGGAGGGAUUUCAGUGAGGAGUAAUAAAAAUGAUCAGGGACUGCUAGAAUUGACAUAAUGAGGAAACAAGAUGAGAAGAGUCAGAUAUUUAUAGCUUGGGUGAGAGAGACAAUUAAAAGGUGGGAUGGGAGAUGGACUGGGUGACCUGAAAGCCUUGUCUGUUUCUAAUAACUUCUCGUCACCUGCUGUACAGAGGACUUGAAUUUACCAAGGCUGUCAGUCUGACUCUUAACAGACGUAACUUCCCAUGUUGAAAAGCUCAGGUGGGUGUACUCUGGCUGUAUUGACACUGUCAGAAUGUCACUGGUACUGUACUUUGUUUAAAAAAAUAGUCAUCAGCCACGUUGUGGAAAAAAACUGACAUACUGACAGUAAAGGGAGAAAAAAUAGACCUUCAUAAAAUAAAAAGCCAUUGAAGACCUUGCUGAGAGCAGGGCUGAUUGGGAAGGGCUCCCAGGUUGUUCAAACGGUGGUGCUGAGCCCUUCUUGCUGCCCGCACGGUGGCCUGCCGAGUGGGAAGGUCCAUGCAGAGGGAGCAAGUGUGAGCCGCCUUCUCUGCAAGGCGGGUGCUGGUGGCACCCAGCUGUGCAUGCAGCUGGGCAAAAUCGCUGCUUUCCAGUACGCGCUGGUGUGCAUAGGCUGUUGUCCCCGAGAGCUGCUGAGCUCCAUGGAUGGCUCUUGGGGCAAGCUCUGUGUCAGCCAAAACCCUGCCGGUCCCACUGAUGGCUACGGCCAUGCGUGGGGGUUUCACUUCCCUUCCUACUGCCCCUACAGUACAGUGGGAUCCAGCCCUGGGGGACAGGCAGGCUCUCCCCUUGACAUGACCCACCUCGCUGCCUCACCCACAGGGAUUCCUGCACCUGCGUGUGGGUGGCUGUUUGUGCAUGGUUUUUUCUUGCAUGUAGUUCGCCUAUAGUUUUGCACAAACCCGGUAAAUAAAUAUUUUUACACAUAUGCUACCAAACAUGAGCAGCCAUUGCAUUCUGGUUUUCCUGAGUUGGAGACCCCUGAGAAGAGGGAAGGUGGCCCGUCUGAAUACACGGCAGCCUUAUGAUGAGGGUUAUUUAAAACCUUGACUGAGACCACGGCUGUCUCACAUGCUCCCCAGUGCUGCAGAGAGGAGAGCCCCAGGUUUGCUCUGAACUUGAGAGACCACAGCAGAGUUGGAGGCAGCCAAGCUAGAGACAUCUCGGUUCCUGGGUUUGCAGUCAAAUUAAAACGCUGCUACCAAAAGCAACGGGGCGGUGCGUGUUAGAGGCGCUUUGGGGAAAUAUCAGAGCGGUGUUUGUUGAGUCUGAUGGCAGAGUAGCCGCUCUGUUUUAAUGAUACCUGUGUGCAAAGGCCACAGCCGUUUUCAUCCAUUUCACAUUAGUCUGACUUUCACAGAACAGACAUAGCCUAGGGUGGUGGGAGGGAGAGAAAGGUGACAAAAAAAAAAAAGCCAUCCAUUUUUCACUACUUUUUCCAUACUUCUGAGCUGCGAUACCAGGCUCUGGCUGAGCAACAGUAAUCUUAUCCAGCAUACUGUUGAUUUAAGCGUCUUGGAUUUACAUAACUUUGGAAAUGGUAAACUAUAUUAAUUUGCUGUGUUUUCAAGGGAAAGUUAUUUAUUGAGAGACAUUUUUAACUCAAGUGCCAGGAGCCUUAAAUCAUUAUAAUAGAUUCAUGCUAUUCAGGGUUUCUUACAUUGUAAUAAAUUUGUUUUAAACAUGAA